This is a messenger RNA of Cucurbitaria berberidis CBS 394.84, 650 nucleotides long. RefSeq lists its product as uncharacterized. The transcript is spliced from 8 exons. The coding region runs from base 83 to 460 and encodes 125 amino acids. Lineage: Eukaryota; Fungi; Ascomycota; Dothideomycetes; Pleosporales; Cucurbitariaceae. The record is from RefSeq and is a predicted model, not a curated record.
ACCGCAAACACCACGACACCACGACACCACGAUCACCGCGAUCACCACGACCUCACAGGGUGGGAUACUAACACUCAAGCUGAUGCAAGACAGAUCAUAUUCAGCAGCGAAGACUACAGCGCCGAAAUCCUCCACACCGCCGAACUCCGCAACACCGAACGCCUCACAUCCCGAACUCCCCGCGACGAGCGAUCAACAACCUGCAAUCCACCGCCAUCGUUUCCACGACCGCUUCACGAUGAGCUCAGCUGCCUCAACAACGACAGUACCGAUACACCGCGCAACACCGGGCCGUAGCACCGAGCGCCACCCGAUUCCUCCGCACCGCCGCACCGCCGCAUCGCGCGUCACGAGUGACGACCAUCUACUUGCCGAUACGCAAGUACUUCUCCAGCCCCUCCCACCGCCGGAGACCAUCGACGAACUCCUUCUCAGCAUCUGUCGCCUGCCCCUUAGCUAGCUUCUUAGCUAGCUCCUCCAGCAUUUGCUGCUGGUCAACGAAGAAGGACUUGUCCAGCGACUCUGGCUGUCCUGUAAUAAUUCAGCGGUCUGAAUGUGUCACCAUAUGGCUGCGAUGACCACGUACCUUGGACAUACAAGUCCUUGACGUAGGACCGGAAGAGCUGUAAGCGGAAGUGCAUCUUAACUCU